UGUUCUUGCUCUAUUUUGUAAUGAUUUUUCAGCGAUCAUUUGAGUUGUAGUGGAGGGGAUCGAGGGAUUGAGGGAUCGAGGGAUCGAGUGAUCGAGUGAUCGACUCUCUCUCUCUCUCUCUCUCUAUCUCUGCAUGUUCAUUGUUCAAUUCGUUUGUGUGAGUUUGAGUCUGAGGGUUCAUUUAUUGUUUUUGCCUCCAUUUUUGGACUUUCUGAUCGAUUUAGGACUGUUAGAUCGCUCUCAUUUGGAUGAUUUUCAGUGUUUGCAUGUUUAAUUUGGUACCGAACUUUGACCAUUUUUUAAACAGACAUCGGAUUUUUCAUCUGAGUGAAGAGACUAAUGGACUUUCUAGAAACUUCUCUCCCUAUUGAUUCUCAGAUUUCUUUCUAUUUUCAUUUUUCAUGCCUGCUCGUUAUCAGAUUGUGCAUUUUCCCUCGCAAUGAUUUAGAGCCUGUUUCUAAUCAAUUGCUGAUACUUUCAACCUAUUUUCAAACCAAACCGUUCGUGUUUUAUUUCUUGUUGGUGAUUAAUUUCUUUCAUCAUCAUACUGUCUGUUCCUCGUUGGAGUUUAGUUAACUUUCAUGAAAGAAAUCAGUCCUUCGUAUUCUUCUCCAUUGAAGCAUCUCAGCUGUGUUUACAGGAAACAAGCUUGACCAUUGCCAGAGACAAAAAUUUGCAGUGUUUAAAGAUAAAAGGCUGAGGAAGAGGAGCAGAUUGCUUCACAGAGAGAACAGUUUCCACUUUAGAUCAGCUAUAACAAUGGCUGACUCUGGUUCUGAGUUGUGUCCAGUUCAGUAUGCUGUGUUGGGGCACAAAUCCAAAAGCAGCUCCUUUUUCAGUGCCCCUGGUCUGUUUGUUGGCUUAAAUUUCAAAGUUCCUUCAGAUUCUGAUUCAGUCAAGAGUCCCACCUCUCCUCUAGAGCUUAGGGUGUUUUCAAAUCUAAGCAACUCUGUGGGAUCCCCUAAAUCAUCCCAUGAUGGGCAUAGAAGGAGUUGGGAUUGUAGUAAAGUAGGAUUAGGGAUUGUUGAUUCUCUUGAUGAUGAUAAUAAGUUAUCUGGUAAAGAUAUUGGAUCAUCAGAGAGUAAGAACAUCAUUUUUGGACCUCAAGUUAGAACAAAGAGUCCGACCCCGAAUCUUCAAAUUGACACAGUUUUUCCUCAGGCAGGUCCUAGAUCUUUACCUAAAACUUGUCCGAUCUUCCCCCAAGUGCAGUUCAAAUCACCAUGCAGUGGGAGCUCGGAGGUUUUCUUUGAGAUUGGAGAACCAUUGGAAUCCAAGCCUUUAAAGAAAAUCGGGGCAUGUUCACUGGACUCGCCCCGGUUUAUUUCAGCAUCAUAUGGUGUAAAAGGGUGUAGUUUACUCCAUUCUACAAAUCCAUUUGUGAAGAAAGUGACAACCAAUGGUGAUUUGGAGCCUCGGGACAAAAUUUUGCCUGCAGAUAGUUCAAUCCCAGCAUCUGUAGCACCGCCUGUUCCUGAGAUCGUGGGGUCUCUUUCUGCAAGCGAAAUCGAACUCUCCGAGGAUUAUACUUGUGUAAUAUCCCAUGGUGCCAAUCCAAAAACCACCCACAUUUUUGGUGACUGUAUUUUAGAAUGUCACUCUAGUGAUUUAAUGAGCAACUUGAACAAGAAUGAGGUGAAUGAAAUAGAAAUAGGAUCUCCUCUGUCAGUUAGAAGCAGCUUGGACAUCCCUUUCUCACAUCAACCAAGUGAUUUUCUGAGUUUUUGUUACUUUUGUAACAAGAAACUUGAAAAUGGGAAAGACAUUUACAUCUACAGGGGGGAGAAGGCGUUUUGCAGCUCUGAUUGCCGCUAUCGGGAGAUCAUGAUCGAAGAAGAACUAGAGAAAUCUGUCUGUGAAAAUCUUACACAUUCUUCAACACCCCGAGAUGGCAAAGUAGAGUUCGAAACUUGGCGCCAUUGCCGCUGAAUAAAGAGGUUGGACUCCUCCACAGCCAUGGGCGAAAUUGCRGAAGCAAAUGCUGCGCGGUCGUCUGUUAACAGAAGAGCUGUUCUUUGGGCAGCCAUGGAUGAUCCUCUGUACAUUGAUGAUGCAUUUGUUUGAUUUGCAUUUCACUAUCAGGGUCUGAGUGGAGAUGAACUUACCAGACUUGUCUGUUUUUUUUUUCUUUUUCCUUUUGAAGUUCCCAUAAAAUUUGGCAGUUUUUAAUGUCAAAGUUUAGAUAAUAUGCAUUGUAGAAGAGAUGAUCAUGUGGAAAAGGGUAGAAGCCUGCUUCUAUGGCUCCCCAUCUUCUAAUUUUGCUGGCUUGUAUCUUUUUAAUGGCCAGAUAUUAUAUACUGGAAAGACUGAACCAAGAUGAUUUAACAAUCUUUGAGGGGCAAAUUGGAAUAUGAUUCAUUUUGGAGGAUGAAAAGUACCUUUUUAUCCCYGAGUUCA
Molecule: messenger RNA, 2397 nt
Organism: Momordica charantia (bitter melon)
Lineage: Eukaryota; Viridiplantae; Streptophyta; Magnoliopsida; Cucurbitales; Cucurbitaceae
Source: RefSeq, a predicted model, not a curated record